UAUUAUAUACUCUGUCACUUAUUAUGCAAGACUGUGCAAUUCAAUUCAUUUAUCUUAAAAUAUUGUAAAGAAAAUUACCUAAAGAACUUUCACUUAAGAAUAAUUCUAAAUUUAGUGAAUAUCUUAUUAAUAUUAAUAAUUAUUUUAAUCUCCAUAUAACGCAUAAUGACCACAUUGUCAUGUCAUAUCAUUUAAUUAGUCGAUAAAGAAAUAAUCUAAAUCAUGUAUAAAUGAUAAGUACACGCAUGUAUUGACCGAAAUAAUUUCAUUUCUAAAAUGUGGCUCUUAGUGUUAGCGUUCUUUGUACUUCUCUUCUAUUACUAUGGUACAAAAAAUCACGACUAUUGGAAAAAGAGAGGCGUAAAGUACGAUGAACCGAUCAUUUUCUUCGGCAGCAACCUCAGCCAUAUCAUCAAGAAACACAGCCUGUCCGAGAGGUUCUAUGAACUCCACAACCAAUACCCUGAUGAGAAAUAUGUCGGUUAUUUCGAAGCGACCAACCCGGCCAUACUCGUGAGAGACCCUGAAUUGAUCAGGGCUAUUUUAGUGACUGACUUCAGAUACUUUCACAGACGUGGUUUGAGCCCACAUAAGCAAGAUAUAGAGCUUCUAAUGCGUAAUUUAUUCACGGUAGAUGGAGACGCGUGGAAACUACUCCGUCAGAGAAUGACACCAGCGUUUUCAAGCGCCAAAUUGAAAGCCAUGUUCCCUCUAAUUGUUGAACGUACUGCGAAGCUAUCUGUUAUAGCAGCGUCGUUCGCGGAAAAGGGGGAAGAGGUGGACGUCCGCAAUCUAAUAGCUCGUUAUACGACAGACUUUAUUGGAGCUUGCGGAUUCGGUAUCGACUCUAAAACGUUGGACGAUGAAGAAAACGAAUUCAGAAGUCUCGGAAAAAGAAUCUUUAUGAUUACAACAAGAGAUAUUUUAGUACAACUGCUAAAACGCACGUUUCCAAACAUAGAUUUCUUCAAGCACUUAAAUAUCUUUGCGCCUGAGAUUGAGAGGAAGACACUAUCGCUGGUGCAGCAAAUUAUGAGUCAGAGAGAUUACAAGCCGUCUGGAAGGAACGAUUUUAUCGAUAUGAUGUUGGAACUGAGGCAAAAGGGGAAGAUGGUAGGCGAGUCGGUGGACAAAAGAAACCCAGAUGGUACACCAAAAAUUGUCGAGUUAGAAUUAGAUGAUCAGCUCAUUGCUGCACAAGUAUUUGUGUUCUUCGCGGCUGGAUUCGAAACCUCGUCUUCGUCAAGCAGUUCCUUACUACAUCUGCUCGCUUAUCACCCUGAUGAACAGGAGAAAGUGCAGAAAGAAAUUGACGAAGUUAUGGCCAAGUACGAUGGAAAAUUGUGCUACGAUGCUGUUAAGGAUAUGAAGUAUUUGGAAAUGGCUUUCAAAGAAAGCAUGCGCGUCAUGCCACCCGUUGGCUUCCUAGUCAGGAAGACAGCAGGCAACUACACCUUCCCUGGAACAAACCUCACUCUAGAAGACAGAACUGGUGUGGUCAUCUCCACGCAAGCGUUAUAUGAUGACGAGAAAUAUUUCGAAGACCCGAAGUCCUUCAAGCCUAUGAGAUUCCAUCCUGAUAAUAAGUUUAGGCGAGAUCUGUUCCUGCCGUUUGGAGAUGGACCAAGGGCUUGUAUUGGUGAACGUCUCGGCAUCAUGCAAGCGCUGGCCGGAGUCGCAGCAUUACUCCAUGAGUUUUCAGUAGCACCUUCAAAAAGCAGCAAACGAUACCCUGACAUCGAUCCGACAUCUACUAUCAUACAGAAUGUACUUGGUGGUCUACCUUUGCUACUUGUUAAGAGAAAAAAGUAGAAAAGAUUAGACUUAGUGCUUAAAAUAGUAUAUAUAGCUUAGUGUUAAAAUAGUAUAAGUUCUCUUUAAAUUAUGCUAAAUACGUAAUGUUACCCAACAUAUUUAAAAUAUAGUUAAGAUUAAUGUCAAAUUUAACAAUAACAAUAACGGGGAGUAUUACAGUGACUGCAAAAUGUGUUGACCAGCGUAUUUUUAACAUAGUUUAAAUUUUUCAACAAUAUUUUGAGUAUCGUUACGCUUUUCAGUCGCUUGAAAAACUUGCUAACUUGUAUAUUCGUUGCUAUAUUCAUCCAAAAAUGUAUGGCACUAUUUUUCCAGUGAUCAAAAAUACGACAAUUAUUAGCAGAAUUAUUAUAAUUUGAAAUAAGUAUUAUAUUUUUUUAAAUUUUGUAUAAAUUAUUAAGCAACCAUAGUAAUAUUA
This is a messenger RNA of Colias croceus (clouded yellow), 2233 nucleotides long. Its product is annotated as cytochrome P450 6B2-like. The record is from RefSeq and is a predicted model, not a curated record. NCBI's taxonomy places the organism in Eukaryota, Metazoa, Arthropoda, Insecta, Lepidoptera, Pieridae. The transcript has 3 exons. Bases 277 to 1812 code for a protein of 511 amino acids. Gene Ontology annotation, molecular function: iron ion binding; monooxygenase activity; oxidoreductase activity, acting on paired donors, with incorporation or reduction of molecular oxygen.